This is a messenger RNA of Staurois parvus, 355 nucleotides long. The record is from the annotation of a GenBank genome assembly. Lineage: Eukaryota; Metazoa; Chordata; Amphibia; Anura; Ranidae.
GUCUCCCCACGCUGCUGCUGGGGGGACUUUUUAACAUAGGCCUCUGUAUGGCCUUUAAUUGAAGCUGCUUACGCUCCGCCACUCUGCCAUGGGCCUCUUGGUCGUCUCCCCCACACUGCUGCUGGGGGGACUUUUUAACAUAGGCCUCUGUAUGGCCUUCAAUUUAAGCUGCUUACGCUUAGCCACUCUGCCAUGGGCCCCUGUACCGCCUCCUCUUGCUGCUGCCAGGUCCAGAGUGUGUCAUGGGUCCCUGUACGGCCUCCCAUUGCUGCUGACUUCAUCGCCAGACUCUGCCAUGUGCCACUUUCAGGUCUCCUUACACUGUUGGUGGGUUCCAUUUUGUGAUAGGGUGCUG